This is a messenger RNA of Brassica napus (rape), 327 nucleotides long. RefSeq lists its product as uncharacterized. NCBI's taxonomy places the organism in Eukaryota, Viridiplantae, Streptophyta, Magnoliopsida, Brassicales, Brassicaceae. The record is from RefSeq and is a predicted model, not a curated record. The coding region runs from base 1 to 327 and encodes 108 amino acids. The transcript has a single exon.
AUGUUUGAAGAUUUCAAGAUGAAGAUGACAAAGGAGUUCGAGAUGACCGACAUUGGAUUGAUGUCAUACUACCUUGGCAUUGAAGUAAAACAAGAAGAAAAUGGAAUCUUCAUUGCUCAAGAAGGCUAUGCUAAAGAGGUGCUUAAGAAGUUCAAGAUGGAUGACUCAAAUCCAGUUUGCACGCCAAUGGAAUGUGGAGUCAAGUUAUCAAAGGAAGAAAAAGGAGAGAGUGUGGAUCCAACACUCUUUAAGAGUCUAGUUGGAAGCUUAAGCUAUCUAACGUGCACAAGGCCCGACAUCCUACACGCAGUUGGAGUUGUGAGUUGA